AUGCGCUGCUUCAGAAAGAUCGCAGCAGCCGGAGCGCUAUUUGCUUCGAUCGCAAAUGCGACGCUGCAAAUAGUUCCUGGAGCGACAUGGACUGCGACUAACACUGGAAAGCAUAUCCAAGCCCACGGAGGUGGUAUGAUCAAGGUCGACAGCACAUAUUACUGGGUCGGCGAAGACAAGACAGAUGGCUCGGCCUUCCAGAACGUCAACUGCUACAGCUCCACCAACUUAGUCGAAUGGAAAUAUGAAGGCGCGCUCUUGUCGAGAACUUCAUCGGGUGAUCUUGGUCCGAACCGCGUUGUCGAAAGACCGAAGGUCAUCUACAACAAGUCGACGAAGAAGUACGUGUUGUGGAUGCAUAUAGAUUCAAGCGAUUACAAGGAAGCAAAAGCAGGAGUUGCUACUGGCGACACGGUUUGCGGCAAGUACACGUAUAUUGGUGCUUCCCAGCCAUUAGGGUUCCAGUCUCGUGAUAUGGGCUUGUUCGUUGACGAUGACAACAAGGCGUAUCUCUUGACUGAGGACCGCGCCAACGGCCUGCGCAUCGAUCUCCUCUCUGAUGACUACCUAAGUGUUAAGCAAGCGACCUACCUCUGGAAGGAGUCCAUCGAAGCGCCAGCCGUUAUCAAGAAAAAUGGGGUCUACUUCAUGUUCGGGUCGACUUUGACCGGCUGGGAUCCCAAUGACAAUAAGUACAGCACGGCAACUAACAUCGCAGGCCCGUGGUCAGCCUGGAAGACGUUUGCUGACACCGGCUCCAAGACGUAUACUUCGCAGACGAACUACAUCCUUCCUGUUGGGGACAACUUCAUGUACAUGGGCGAUCGAUGGAUUAGCUCAAACCUCAUGAGGAGCACGUAUGUGUGGCUACCACUCACGAUAUCGGGCACCACGGCAAGCAUGAAGAACGCGGUGAAUUGGGUUGUGGAUGCUAAUUCAGGGUCUAUGACUUCUGGGCCUAGCGAAAACGCUUACGAGGGAGAAUCUGCCACAUUUGCCGGUGGAGCUAAGAAGGUGUCAUGCUCGGGAUGCUCAGGCUCAAACGCUGCAGGCUAUAUCGGUGGCUCCGACAACGGCGCCGUCACUUUCUCGAACGUACAAAGUUCCGCCACGACACGUACAUCGAUUCGUGUCAAGUAUUUGAACGGCGACAGCAGCCAAAGGUUUGCCGACGUCAGUGUCAACGGUGGAGCCACGCAGCGCAUUGCUUUUGUACCCGCGAGUGGAGACCCCAAUUCAUCCGUCCUGAAUGUGGACUUGAAGUCUGGCACCAACACCAUAAAGAUCAGCACGACUGAUGGAACUUGGGGUCCGGAUGUAGAUAGGUUGAUGGUUCCGCAGUCUUGA
Messenger RNA from Paraphaeosphaeria sporulosa, 1347 nucleotides. Its product is annotated as galactan 1,3-beta-galactosidase. The transcript has 5 exons. Lineage: Eukaryota; Fungi; Ascomycota; Dothideomycetes; Pleosporales; Didymosphaeriaceae. The record is from RefSeq and is a predicted model, not a curated record. Gene Ontology annotation, biological process: carbohydrate metabolic process. Gene Ontology annotation, molecular function: carbohydrate binding; hydrolase activity, hydrolyzing O-glycosyl compounds. Bases 1 to 1347 code for a protein of 448 amino acids.